AUCUUCUCGAGAUAAGCAAAGAAACAGGAGCAGAAGUUACCCGUAAAGCAAGAGAAGAAUGUGUGAGUGAAUCAAGUUAUAUAUUAAAACUUCAAGUCAAGCAACCAGUUAGAAACUGACAUGUGGUGUCAUCUUGGAUUAGCCAGGAUUCGUGGACCAAGUGAAGAGGAAACAGAGGAAGGGGCCUGGAGCAUAGAUGAUGUAACAGCAAUGUUUCAAUCGCCAGAGGAGGGAAAUCGUUGGAAGGUUACUUUUCAAGAAGGAGUGAAUUUCAUUGAGGACAUUUUCAGAGGAUAUCAUUAUGAUAAUACACCAAAAGAAUUCCUCGACUACGCCGCAAGAUAUGACUUAACAUUCCUCACUCCAUGCAGUCGUCAAGUGAGAUGUAAGUCCCAUUUUAGUGACAUCAAGAACAUCCUGAAAAAAGUUCACUUUACCGAUGAAACCACUCGGUCGCAAAGCCGAGGCUGGAUAGUUCUCCCAUCGCGAAGAUAUUUGCAAGCAGAUAUUUUAUUUCCCGGAUGCGAGUUCGAUUGCAGACUCACCAUACGUGAGCGAACAGGGAAUGCAACAGAUCUGGACCAUGUACCCAAAGAAGAUGUAAUACGCGUGUUGGCAGAUUAUCUUUCUGAGAUUACUUUGAAGGAAGACGAUCAAUUUGGACUAAAACUACCCCAGAAGAUACCAGAAGGAUUUCAUUUAACCCACAAGCGGUUUUCCAAACGAAUUGUUUACAAGUCUAAACCAGGUUUCAGUGUCAUUCUAUCGAGGGAACGAUCGUGGCGCUUUGCUGUGGAUGAUAAAGGAUCCACAGAAUCGGACAAUCUCGACCUCUUACAUCGUUGGAAGGAGCUGCUGGUCAUAUGAUGAUUUCGUUUUAUUUUCAUCCGUGUCUGAUCUACACCUACAUUGCGAAUAGUGGGACAGG
Molecule: messenger RNA, 928 nt
Organism: Stylophora pistillata
Lineage: Eukaryota; Metazoa; Cnidaria; Anthozoa; Scleractinia; Pocilloporidae
Molecular function (GO): RNA binding
Source: RefSeq, a predicted model, not a curated record